Porites evermanni is the source of this 13577-nucleotide messenger RNA. The record is from the annotation of a GenBank genome assembly. Lineage: Eukaryota; Metazoa; Cnidaria; Anthozoa; Scleractinia; Poritidae.
GUUUGGCAGACCUGUAAACAUAUGAACAUGGCGACAGUCACUUCACUGGUAAAAGUGUCUCGAUUUCCUCAAUUAUUUCUAAAAAUUUUCCGUUACUCAAGGUCUUUUAAAUUCAUUCACUCUAGAAUCGUCCGCCUCCUCAUUUACAAGGAAAUCUGGUUUUUCACAGCACUAGCAAGCUCGGAAUACCUCGUUCGAAGCGAGGUUUCUUUGUGGUAAGCAAAUGAACCGUUGCGUUAUGAAACUAAAAUAAACUUCAUACCGAGUCUGUUUCCGGGUGUAAUAUGACAUUUGUUGCCAAAAUCACUUAAAUCAAGUGAUAAACGGAUGAUCUAAACACACUUUUAAGAAGCUAUUAAACAUGAAAAUGAUUAGCUAUACAGUUGCGGGCAAGUUGUGCAAUUCUCUCAGCUACAGCUGUAUGUGUGAGAAAAUGAAACUGGUCUGAAGUGACAUUUGAUCAAAGUUCAGUUUUGGCGUAAAGGUAAAGGCUAUUAUGAUCGAUACGUUUUCCCUAACUAAAUAAAGAAAACUGAUAGAUGAUUCUUUGUCUGCUCAAUGUCUACAUCUGCAGAGAAAACUUUUUAUCCAUGCGGCACUUUUUUGAUGCUGUGAUUACUGCAUGUUCUUAUCUUAUAUUUCGUCCAUUGACAGCUUCUGGAGACAGUGAUAUAUCGAUAUGAUAGUGAGAGCAGUUAUUUUAAAAGACAGAGGUCAACGAAAGAGUUUGAAAUACGUCUAGAUGAGGUAAGGACGAUAGUAAUAAAUGAAUAUUGUGCGUGUACAUGUAUAUAACUGAAUUAUUUUGUUGGCUCUCUACUCUCGAUUUAAAUGUUCUUAAAACAUAGCCUGGAGUCUUAACGUCUUAUUGAUGCUGACAGUUUCGCAGUGAGAAGCCUGUUUAAGGCUUCUGACACUUUUAAUGUUUUUCAAGUUUUGAAAAAGAUGGCUGACAGUCAUCGAAACUGUCAGCAUCAAUAAGACGUUAAGACUGGCUAUGUUUUAAGAACAUUUAAAUCGACUGUUUAACUUCGCUUGCCUGAUGAAUUUCUUCAAGGCUCUCUACUCUGAUGGAGUUAAAAGAAAAAAAAAUAUAUGGAGACAUAUUUUAAAGUUUCCUGAUCAUGACUCCUGACUUAUUAUAAACACUUGGACUUCGAUAGCUAACAAUAAAUUAUUAAUGCAUUGAGAUCAUACAUGAUUUAUUUCAUAUACAUUUGUCGCAUAGAGAUCAUGUUAGCCCCUGGUCAGGUAAACUAACAUAAAGGACAAGACCAACAAAAAACUCGCCACAAUCUAAGGGCAUAAACCCUGAUUAGUGCUCUCACUACUAUGACACCUUUGCUCCUCAAGGUAUUUGAGAUUAAUAAUAAUUAUUAUUCAUUCAAAAUAUUUUCCCAAUUCUGAUUGGCUAAAAGCACGUGCAUAAUUCACCAUAACCAGUUACUGAUGACCAAAUUUGGAAGAAUUUUGUGUUUAACAAGGAAAUGAUGUCAAAAAUCAGAUCUCGGAGGGUGUUAUCCACCUAGGCCUUUGGCCUCGGUGGAUAACACCCUCUUCGAUCUGCUUAAUUCUUCAUAUCCUUCUCAGCCUCAAUCAUUAAUUGCUAAUUAGCUGGCUGCCAUUUAUACAGAAAUCAAGCAGCCAAUUUCAUUUGAAGUCUAAUCGAGCCCAUUAAGUUAUUUUGUUGUUGUAGUCACUUGCAAAUUUAAUGUAAGAGAUUCAUUUUUUUAAAUUAUUUUCCUGUACUACACUAAUGCCCCCUCCCCUCCUACCCUUCCACAGUUGGUAGAUGGACAUUUGAGCCUGAAAUUGACGGUGUAAUUCUUGCUGUUUUUCUGUUUAUUUUAAUUGAGGUGUGUGAAAUCACAGAAGUUUUGUUCCCAAGUAAACAGUACAAGAAUUGCAGCUUCGGUGUGACUCUCAGUGAUUCAGAUACGGAAUAUGUUUUCUCAGCUGAGGUACUUAUCCGGCCACUUAUGCAGGUCUUUCCUAAGUGUUGCGCCUUCAUGUGGUGGGGGGGUUUGCACGCCCUGAGGAUUCUGGAGACUAUACCAGCUGAAACCUUGGUCCCUGGUGGGUUUAACCAUGCUGAGCACUUAAAAUUAAAGACAGAUUGGACAGCUAAGGUUUACGAAUUUAUUUGCCCAAUAUUUCGACUAGACAAAACUAGUCUUCAUCAUGGCUGGAAAAGCUAAGUGAGAACAGAAUAAACAGUUACAGUAUAUGAAAUAAUACAUAAAUAAAAAACAACUAAUGUGAUUGGUGGAGGAAUACAAUAGACAAAAACUUGUAUAAAGAGGUUACAUAAAAAUAUAUGUCAAUAGAUUAAAUUUCAUCUCGUCUGCCCCAUCCCAUAGGGUUCAAUUGUUUUGCCUUUAGAUAUCAAAAAAUCCUUCGCGGGCCAUUGGGUGAAAGGCCAGAUGAAUUACAACGCCUGGCCCUCCAGGUUGGGGGUUAGGCAACAGGUUAAUGCCCCUCUGUAAAAAAAAAUAUCAUUACCGAAACUAGAUACACUUCAAAAAGGUGUUGAGGCCUUAUGCGUAAGGGAGUGCAAAGAGGCAGUCAGAUAGUGACAUAUCAAGCAGAAAAGUUUACCAAAAAAUUUUACCAGACCAUUCUGGUGAAAUUUUAACAUCACAAUAUUAACAGUACUAAAUGCAAGCAUUUAUGAAUUUACAUGUUGUCUCCAUUCCCUGUCUACUGAGUUGCUGAUUUUGGCAAAUCUUGGAUAAGUGGGCAUGGCUCUGUUUAAAUAAAAGGGGGCCAACAUUCCUUUAAUACAUUAGUUAAGGGAUCUCUCUGACUUUGACAUACAUUGUUAUGGUACUAGCUCUAGACCUAUAAAGAAAUUAAUUGUACAUAAUACUGACAAGGUGGCCCUUUGUUAUUGUAAAUGAAGUUGCUUAGUGGUAUAUUUAAUUAAGUUUAUUAACAAGGAAAUUUUACAAAGUGCUUUUAAUAAAACCAACCUUUUAUUUUGCUGUAUUAAUUGUCUUUUUCAAAUUUAACUUUGAAAUUUACGCUGUUUGCUUGUUAGUCCAGGGAAGAAAUGGAACGAUGGGUCCAUGGUCUCAGAAGAGCAAAGGAAUUCUGGGCGCAGCACUAUAGACGGGAGGAAGUCAAGCUAACGUUCAGACAGAACCUAACUCAUCUUAAUCAAACAUUUUUAGUGCAUAGUGAAGCACCAAAAUUGGUAAGGCUUAAUAAACUGACUUUGGUAAAUCCUUAAUAUUUAACUGGGCUGGCCAAAGGCUGGCCCAGUUCAUAAAAUACCUUUGAUUUUCUCUCAGGCGAGGGGGGGUAUUCCUGGUGAUUCGUGUGGGAGUGUGCCUGACAUAUGUGUCUGACUCUCGAAAUCCUGACCCUAGACCCUAUUUCAGACCAAUACCUAUAAGGCAAAUGUAAGGGAGUACCCCCCUCCAGGAUGUUUGUGUCAAAAAAGGAAUGCUACUAAUAAUUAACUUAGUAAUCCAGGGGGGGUAUUCCCAGGAAUUCGUGGUGGGGGUGAGUUGUCUGGCUGACUUUGGUUAAUCCUCAAUAUUUAACUGGGCUGGCCCAAGGCUGGCCCAGCUCAUAAAAUACCUUUGAUUUUCUCUCGGGGUGGCGGGGUAUUCCUGGGAAUUCGUGGUGGGGGUGUGUUGUCUUGCUGUCCAAAUCCUGACCUCAGACCUUAUUUCAGAUCAAUACCUAUAAGGCAAAUGUAAGGGAGUAACCCCCCCCCCCUCUCCAGGAUUUUUGUGUCAAAAAAUGAAUGCUACUAAUAAUUAACUUAGUAAUUCUGGGGGGGGGGUAUUCCCGGGAAUUCCUGGUGGGGGUGAGUUGUCUGGCUGUCCAAACCCUGACCUUAGACCUUAUUUCAGAUCAAAACCUAUAAGGCAAAUGUAAGGGAAUACUCCCCAGGGGAUUUUUGUUGUCAUGAUUAUGAACACCAUCUAUUAUUAACUUGGUAACGAAAAAGCAUGUUUAAAAGUGAAGGCCCCCAUGGCCCAAUCCCCAGUGGGUUUAGCUCAUGACGUUCAUGUGUCUUAUAGUCUGACUGUUUUAUGAUGAAACUAAUUUUUGUCAGUAAUGGAAGAUGCAAAAAAUUGCCAGCAGAAACCAUGCUUUGUCUCAACUUCAAAAUCAAAAGUAUUUUAAUUUUUGGGAAAUGUGGGGCUACAGCAUAGCAGAUGUAGUAAUUAUGGAUCUUUUAAGGUUUCUGAGAAACUGCCCACCUACCCCUCCCCUAACCCAACAUUUUGCCCUAAGUGAGAAGUGUUAAUGUUUACUUAGGGGAGGGGUAGGUGGGCAGUUUCCCAGAAUCCUAAUUAUCAAGAUUUCCAUAGGUUCUGUGUCAAACAGCAACAGUAAUAUUUUGGGAACAAAAUUAUCACAUCUGUUUUCUUCUAGGAGCACAACAUUUUCAGCACAUUAGAUGGAGAACAGUACGUAUAUAUACCAGCAUGUAGUUCAUUUUAAAUCAAUUUUUUCAUUUUAACAGCAUAAUGUCAGUGGAAGGACUAGUUUAAGUGCCCAAUUAAUUCUUGGAUGCAUGAAUUAUUCAAUUUAAGGAACGAAUUUUCGGCAGGCACUUUGAUAUGCAAAUGUGUUACUCAUUCACUCACUAUUGAGCAGGCACUUUUUAAUUGGUGGUACAGUAUUUAUAGUCUGCCCCAAAUAAAAGGACCUCAGCUGUGUGAUAUCAAAACAACAACAAUUGAUUGUUGUAGUCAUCAAUCGAAUGUCCGUCAGAGGGAACGGAUGGUAGUGUAAUAAAGAAAGCAAUCUACAUGUACCCCAAACCAGUUCAACAAUUAACAGGAAGUUUUUGAAACAGAGCACAUAUUUAGUAACAUGAUAUUUGGAGGGUCAUGUAAAAGAGCAAAUACCUUUACUUGAGGAUAUGCAAAGAGUGUGUUGGUGUGUGUUUCUUUCUUUGAAAGGUAGUCAGUGUUGACAAGCAUUCAAGUCUUCUUUCUGGUCACUUAAUGGUAGCAGGAGUUUUUCUAAACAAACUAUUCACGGAUGAGUUCCUUGAGUUUCUCCUUAUUUAUUUUCUUUUGAUAACUUACAACUUAAUGGUGUUCAUUCUUUCUUUUAUCAGUAUUGCCCAGGUAAUAGUAACCACAUGGGAUGGCAUUCUGCACAAGCUCCUUCUUCCAGUUGUCUUUGAUGCAGAAGAGCUUCUGUCAGCACUUAGUGGAAAGGUACAUUUGCAAAGAAAAGGAUUUGCCGCUUGUCCCACAUGCAAGCUUCAACAAUCCUCCAUGGAAAUCUGGACAGUAACUGAAAGUGGAACUGGUAAUUUCUCUCAAAGAUGAUUUUAAAUAAUUUUUAUAUUUGUAUAAUUAGGGUAGUCUCCCACACAGCUGUUUUAUCGUGUCAUGCAAUGCUCCUCUCCAAGGAACUGGAGGGGAGACGACUAGUGCAUGGCAGGACAAUACCCGCGGCUGCGUGGGAGACUGGAGUUAAGGUGGCUUGCCAUGGUUUCCAACAUUUUUAGCACUUCUGCUUCUAUUGAUCAAAUUAUUGAAUAGAAGUGACACUUUUUCAGUUUCAGUUUUUCACUAACAAGAAAUUGCCCAGUGUAAUUGUAAAACACGUUUUUGACUUUAGUAUAAAGUUAACGUAGAAACAGUAGAAAACUUGCCGUAAUUUUAUUUAACCACCUUUUUCCUCCAAGUUUCCCUCAAAUCUGUUCACAAAACUUUUGUUUUCUCCUCUUAGCAGUUAGGCACUGAUUUUUGUCUUAAGAUAAGCUUUUCAUCCAUAUGUGUUCACAAUAUCGGCGGUGAAAUUUACUGCUAGAGCCUCUCACAUUUCAGGAAAGAAAUUGGACCAUAAGCGUGAUGCAUUAGAUGUUUCAGUACAUGGGCGACACUUUUAUCUCUUGGUGCACAAUUACAAGGUAAAAUGUUUGUCUUUUUUAGACCUGUUGACAUGUUUGCGGCUUGUCAGGACAAGUCCUUCGAUUUCUCAAGUAGAACACUAGGAAUAUGCUACGUCUUCCCAUGGAUACGAAUAUGAUUUUAGUCUAACAAGAGUUUGAACACCAGUUUUAUAUUCCAUGAGAUGACUAGGACAAGUUGCUAAUAUGUAACUCCACCUGUUUUGAGUGUUAAUGAUAAUUAUAUGAAAUAAAUCACCACUGCGAUUUCUUCAUUUUCAUUCCACCUGUUUUGUUGGUAAUGAGGUAGCCUUGUGAUACAAGGUUAACUUGUUUGUAAGCAAGCAAGCAAAAAACAUUAAUUUUGUGGAAGAAUAGUUUGCACGAGAUAGAGACUUUCUCGGUGACAACCAACGACGACGGCGACGGCAAGGAGAACGGCAAAAAUUAAUAUGUUUAUAUUAAAAAACAACAACUUUGCACGUGCGUCACGCUUUUUGUACAUUUCUUUGCCGUCGUUGCACCACUACGACAUGAAACUUCCUAAUUUCACGAGCCCGCUUUAUGAAGUAGGUAAACACAACCACAAAAAUUGUCUCUUUCUUUUUCUAAACUUAGAUAACGAUAGAUACUGUCCCAAAGAAAAUUUUGCCAAGAUUUGCUAAAGUUGAAUAAGAUCGGUGAAGUUUGAAAUAGUGCGAAUAGACUUUAAAGUGACUUUGUCGGUUUGUUGUCAUCCAAAAAUGUUGCUACCAUGGCAACGUGACGUAACGACUUCUCCUCUCUAUUCCAACCAGAUUUAGCGCCAACCAUCCCCCAUUUCUGCAAAACCACACUCCUGACCAGCAACUGGGCCACAAUACUCGUCAAAAAUCUUGACUAACACUUGUGUGUCGUUUUCCCCUUCCCCAAAUUUGAUUUGGAUAUUACAGUCGUCUCAGUGCUCCAAAGUACGCUUAGCUCAACAUUGCGGAAGGAGAGGGGCCCAUUUUAGUGAGAACAAAGGUGCAAAGAGUGAAUGUGGGAAAUUUUCGAGAAAAUUCAAGAGGAACGGUGUCCGUUUCGAGUAUUGGAGGUAACCAGGGUGUGGUUCAGACGAAAUAGAAAUAUUUAUUUGUGAAGAUUACUCGAGAGAGAUUUCAUAAAUGUCUUGCACAGUACAAGCAGAAAACAUCUGAGUGUCCGGUGAGAAAGAAACGGUUUGGGACUCACUCACUGAUUUUAUUUCCGUUCUAUGCAGCUGCUGAUAGUACACUUUGAAGAUGGCACAUUUCAAGUUCUUCCUUGUUUGGUUUCCUUAAGAGCAAAGGAGGUACACAUGUAUAAUGUAACUCUUUUCCAACUGCGAAUUCUUGUAAUUUCUAUAGUGAUCAAUUAACUAUCAAGUUUCCACUUAGCCUCGUUUUGAAAAUGAGGGUUUUUGGAAUUUGCAAAUGGUGUAUUGUCAGUUGCCUUCCUGUAAUUAACAAUUAUUCCUCGAGCCCGAAUGGGCUCUGAGUCAAUAGCCCAUGAGGCCGAAAGCCGAAUGGGCUAUUGACUCAGAGGCCAUGAGGGCGAGAGGAAUAAUUGGUUAAGUAAAAUCCAACUAGUUGGUCAAAAAUAUCGAGGCAAAACAACUUUAGCUAGCUAAAGAUACACUUUAAUCAUUUUUUGCCCGCCAAAUUGACGGCGCUCUUCGCUACUAGUGGGUUAUAACAUAUAGCCUAGUAGUAGCUCAACCAAUCAGAACGCAGCGUUGAUGAUAGACCACUAGUUGGAUUUUACUAAUAUACCAUAGUUUCUCCCUUUUCUAUUUGUAAAAUUCUUAUUUUUUUUACCGGUAAAUGUGACAAUGUUUUUCCUUCUUCUCGCUUGUACUGUAGGUUCCCUAUCUUCCAGUUUUUGCUGACAAGCUGUCAUCUCUUGGUUUAAGUAAUUUUGGUCUGUUUCUUAUUAGCGAUUCAGGAACAGGUAAGUAAGUAAUGAACACAUUCAUCAAUAAGCAGGAAACGUAGCUAAACACUGGCAGACUAGAUCGAAUAAGCCCUCGAAAAAGCCACGCAUUUGGGACAAAAAAGUUAAUAAAGGCCACCCCCCAAUAAGUGUGUGUAAAGCGCGAGUCUCCUUUCUCCCUUACCCCCUCGCUUUUUUGCACGCUACUUGUUGCGUACACCCUAGUUUGCGUUUAGAAAAGAAAAACGGCAGUCUGAAAGUCUGAAUACACGAGGGAGGGGUUGGCUGUACGCGUCGGCUUUGAUAUCAUAAUAACUAUUAAUCUUUCUCGACUGGUACUUUUUUCUUUCUAGCUUUCCCCUUCGACCCAGAGGAACAACCUUUGAAACACUCAUUUCAAGGUGAUUACAUAUGUACCAUGGAUCAUAAUCUUGUCACAAUGAGUUGCAACACCUUAUUUAAUAGAUUAAAUUUUAAAAAGGUAAAGAAAAGUCUGCGUUCGAGCCAAGUGGCCCUUCAGGGCGGAACUUACCCAGGUUUCAACUAGGAAUAUUAAUUUAGGCUGAUUUAGCAGCAGAACGGGAACGUCAGUUGACGACAGGAAAGCGCGCGGAAAGGACUAAACGCGACUUUCUGUGCCCAAUUUGCCGCUCUGCCAUUGGUCAAGCCAGUUGUUUGAUUUGCGCGCGCCGUCGUCAACUGACGUUCCCAUUCUAAAUCAGCCUAAUAGCGAGUUUAAGCAAAGACGUUUUUGAGCAACGCAUUUCAACCGGAAGUGGACUUUUUGCGAUAUUCGCCGGUUGUUUCGCCUAAAUUUUUGGGCAAGUCGUCUCUAUAAGAGCAAUGACACUAAACAUUACGAUUCCCUUCCAAUAUAAUAAUGCAGUUUCAACACUCAAGUACAUCAUUUUGUAACCAACAAAACAUAGCGCUUAUUAAAUUUAGUUUGAAAGGGGCCGUGUCACGCUAUUUACCAUCAUUUUAAAAAGCUGUCUUAGUGUCAAGAAGCUAGAGUUGCUCUCGGCUACGCCUCGAGCAACUCUUACGCUUCUCUCGUACUCUCCAAACUUCCCGCGUGCAGCCGUAACUCGAAGUACGCACCCUAACCCACGCUAACAGUCGAUAAUGAAGUGUCUGCUCUAGUGAGGUUGACUUUCUACGAAAAUCUGUUCAUUGGGCAAGAAAGAAGUGUCCGUUGUCCGCAUUAAGCGUGUUGAAUGUAGAGAAAUUGUAAGGGCUUUCUCCAGGGACAAAGAAAAACUCUCCUUAAUAACUCUCCGUAUUAAGCGGGUGUUCGUAAUACGGGGUUUGACUGUAGUUUUGUUCAUUUUCAUUUUAUAUUUCCCUUCUCGAACUGUGUAGGGAGAUUCCUUCUGAAAGAAAGAGUGUUAACUGCUUCCUCGCCUGUGUCUCCCAGUGGUCUGGAUAUACAAAUACAGCAGGUACGUGGCUUAGCUCCUCUCAUGAGUUCAAUCAAUCAUUUAUUUAAACACGAGACAUAGUGAUCGUAAAAGGAAGGCUCGUUACAAAAAUGCUCGUGUUUCUAUAGCAAUAACUUAAAUCUAACUAAAAAUGAAGAACAUUAAAUUUAACAACUCGGAAAACUAACUCAAUAGAGCAGAUAUUGCAGCGACAUUCGUCUUGGUCCAGGUUCAGUUCUUUGAGCUUGGUAACGAAAUUCUUAAGAUCGGAAGCCUCCCUAAAAUGUCACCAUUCAAGCCAUGCUCUUUAACAACUAAGAACAGUUUAUUGUAAAGUGGUUUUUAAGAAAGUGUUCAGAGUACUUUUGUGACUAUUCUUGCUUUCGUGAUUGGCAUCACCUCACUUUUCGAUUGGUUCAAAAUUCUCGCGCCAUUUUUCAACUAAUUGGAAGUAACAUUAUAUCAAACACUUCCAGCUUGCUUACAUGCUUUUCCUGGGUUUUUCUCCGAAAACGUGUAUUAAGAGGGGUUCAUUUGAUUACUAACUCGGAAUGUGAUUGGCGGACGUAACAAAUUUUUAACCGCUAUCGCUUUGCAACCCGGGUAGAAAGAUGAACCGGGGUAUCGAUUGUGUUUUCAAUGUAAAACAAAAGGCGGUCCCGAAGGAUAGAAGGGUUUGGUGGGAUUGCCUGCGUCGCAGACGCUCUAAACCUUCUGUAUAGAGCGUCUGCGAAUUUGUGCACAAUAUCGUGUUCGAAUUCAGCAGGGUCGCAAGGACAUAUGUAGGCGUUUUGAUUGGCUUUUUCUUACGCGGUUUGUGAUUAGUCCGAUGUGAAUUAAGUGUUGACAGGCCGAACACGACUAAUAGCUCGUGACAAGAGACGGAUUGAGCUUGUGAUAGUGUGAAACGUGACCUUAGAGUCAGCUUGAACAAUAGAGGUUUUUCUUGCUCUCUGUUUGCGUAGUUUAUGCAGUGCAUGGAGUAUUUGCCGCUUUGAGUCCCACAUUUAGAGGUUAUGAAGCUGGUCUGUUCCAUGCAUAUUGAGUAAUUAGUUACCGUGGUUUAUGUUUCGGCAAAUGUUUUCUGACAGGAUUUGAUCGUGGAUACAGUUUCUGUGGCUAAAUAACCUUGGUCUCUUUGGUUUUAUCCUAAAUGCCUGGACUUGAAUAGCUACAUGUGUGUACUUUUUUUUUUUUGGCCGUGAAUAUCAUGAUUUCCUACUUUGUUUUGACGCUAGAACUGCUCUUUCAUUGUUUACUGUAAACGAUCCUUGCCAACUCCCUUUUAUGAAUUUUGACACGUCACUGCGCUCAGCCGUCACGCAGAUGUAAGAAGCCGUCACGUAGAUGUAAGAAUUAGGCCAAUCGUGAGGCGCAUAAGAAACCCGUAAGAAAACUGCUUAUCAGAAACGCUCACAUAUGUGAUUGUCCUUGCGACUCUACAGGAUAUUAGAACGAGCUUUUGUUCACUAAUUCGCAGACGGACUAUAUUGAUGGUUUAGACGAGUGCGUGGGCCGGCUGCAACACAGGCUAAUGAACUGAGAUCCAGCGUUGAGCUAAUUAUAUAUGUAGGGCUACCAAUUCCAGAUUUCGUUUGUGUUGCAUCAUGUUGUUAGCCGCUACUGCUAUCCAUUCCGAAAAGUUGGGAAUCUAGUAUUUUUUGUAUGAUAACUUGAUUUUAAUUGUAAAUAGCUCUUUGGCAUACAUGUACCUGUGAGUUAGCUGGUGAAGUUUUCUUUUUUAACUAACCCAUGUAGCUAAGAGUAUGCGCCACUUGAAAUAAAGCAUCUUAUCCUAUCUUAGAGCUACAUGCAUCAAGGCGUGCAAUUUAAACAGGUUAAACCCUGGCGCUAUUUAUUUGUUUCAUUUCAUUUUGAGGAAUGGCUUCAAGGCUUCGCCUUGAAAGGUUUGGUUUCAGUUAAAAGGCCUUACAUAGUUAAUUGCUACUAAACUUCCCUGAGACAACUCCCAGAAUGGCGGAAUACUGGAAUUUGAGACCGUUGCUUAUUAUAGAAACUACUCAUUUUAUUGAAAGAAUUCCUUUUUUUACCUUCUUCUUUUUCAGCGGAAAAAAGUACUGCAGAACAUGAAGAAUAUGAAAGCGUUGAAAAAACUGGAGCGACAACAGUGUAAGCAAAAUAGUGCAUUCCCUUUGAAAAAAACAAAGGAAACAGCGCUCAACCUAUCUGGAGAUCUGAUGUUUCACUUUGACCAUUACGACGUGACUGAUGAUCAAAACGAACCUCAAGUAAACAGAACUAAACACACAACUCAAAAUGGAGAUUCGCACAUAUGUAGCUCGGUGGAUUUUAAUUCAGUUGGACAAGUGAACAGAGAGACCACUGACAUUGGCAAUUCAUCUGAUAUGUCUCAAAAACUAAGCGCUUCUUGUUUGCCACAAAUGUUGAGUGACCCAGUGCUCGCAGAAUCUUUGGAGCUAUCAAAGAGCCCCCCUAAAAUGGAGUUUCCACACGGACGCAUGAAAAAGGAACACAGUUACCCAUCUGUGCGUGAAGGUUUGUGUAAAGAUGAUUGUACAUUGCCAAUGAGAAUCGGAGGUGAGCCGUCCUUAACCGAUGGUGGGUGUGUGGAAUCUAUUGUUACUGUAGAAGGCUUAACUAUAAAAGGCAAAGAAACAAACGUUCAAACUCAUGAUGUGGCAAACGGUGAAUCUGUGAACCACCAAAACAGCGAACCUACAAACGAAGAAAAUGUUUCGUUCGAAAGGCACACCUCUGUCAUUAAGGAAGAUACUGUUGCGGUAACAAAUGAUACCAGUGGAGGUGAGUCGAUCAGAAAUCAUUGCUUUGAGCGAAUUGGUGGAGGUACUACGUCACAGUAUACAAUCAAAGGGGAACCACUUACCGAAUGCCAUCUUCCGGAUGACAAAACUGUGGCAGCAAACACUAGCAGCGACGAUGAUGCGUCUGUCGAAAGCUACUUCUCUGCCGAAGGAGACGAGAUAUCUUCGCAAAAUGUGGGCAAUAAUAGCCUGACAGGUGCAGCAUGUAAUGAUAGCAACCCAGCUUUAGCUCAGAAGACCUUAUCGCACAAAGCGAUUAAUGCAAACCUAGGAAGACCAACAGGCAGCAUUGACGUCCAGAACGUUUGUAAGGAGCGACCGCACCUUGUGAUCCACCAGUGUGACUACACCAUUGUUGGUUCUCCUCGCGUUCUGGAGCUCGUGUUGAAAGUUUGUUCGGGUCGGAAAAUGGACGAAGAGGAAGUAGGCGAAGCAAAUACGUUUACAAAAAUUUGCCUUUCCGGUUGGCAUUUGCAAUGCGAGAAUGGGACUUGGUCUAUGGUAGAACGGGGCCGAGUCCCCUCGUUCAUCAAUGAGAGUGCUUCUUCUACUGUCAAAGUUCAAUUAACCCAAAAUCUUAAAGCAUUGUUUCAUAAAGAGGAGAAAUUAUGGACAGUAGUAGAGAAUGACCAUGUUGUCGAUGGAACUUUGGCUUUAACAGGUCCAGUGGAGGACCAAACUCUCAAUAGCGCAAUAACGAAAGAAGCAUGGCCCGAAAACCUGCGAAGCGGAUCCAACUCUAUCCUGGAUGUAUUUUUAUUGAAAGGUGAACCCCAAGGUGAUGCUACUUUUCACAGCGAAUCCGAAAACGUAAAUCAAAAGCAAUCUUUGCCUGUUACAUCGAAUAUCCCGGAUAAAUCCUCAAGAGAACAAAAAGGUGGGCACUCUGAAACCAACUACGAUGCCACUCACGUUUUCGAAAGCGGAGAAGGAAAAAACAAACCUGAAACACAUCCCAGAUUAGGUUUGUCUAAAUCAAACUCAAAACACUCCCCGGAAGAUGCCUUGCGUGCCGCCAUCCAAGGGAUUUUCGAUCAAAUGUCCAAGUUCGGUGGAACGCCGGAGGAAGCGCUUGAUGAUAGCAAACAUAAAGACAUUGUUGAAGGUGCUUGUGAACCACUGUGCAAGGCUCUCUGGAAUAUACUAUCAGUAGGGUUACGGAGAAAGAACUUUCUUCGGAAAUACACACUGUGGAAUGUGGUGGAAAAUUUCAAAGAUAUUUCCAGUCACGUGACUAAGAUUGUAUCCUGGGUUAACAAAAGGUACGUAUUUCUUAGUGAACCUCAAAAGUUCCAAGCGUUUGUUUGCGAAUGCCUCAACAUUGGUCAUGGGACACUACAUCGGUGGCUGGAUAGUUUUUUAAGACAAAAGGAAAGACUUGGUAACUAUUAUGGUGAAACCGCUCUAGUGUUUCAGCUGCCCCCCGCAACUCUGGACGAACUUGUGGUUGAUUUAUCAAGAGUUAGUUCUUUACCAUUCCAACUUCAUUCUGAAAGUUGGAUAAAGAGGCACCAUCACGACCAAGAUAGCCUAGCUUUCGCGUUUGAAUAA